CGUGGCUCUCGCUCGCAACCGCCAUUGUCGCCUCUCUCCCGAGCUUCUUAUAUAUAUCAAGAUGAAACCGCCUCUCGCUUUCGUUGCUUGUGUCCGGUGCGAAGCACGAGCGUAGUGGCCGCCUUGAGACGAAGGUCUUGUGGCAGAGCGACUGGUGUUUGGAUUGAGAAGGCUCUCUGUUCUUCCUUCUGGUUUCAUUUAGCGUGAUGACGGGUAAGGAGCCCUGGGGGGAUACGGAGGGUUAUGAGGGCUCCCGGUCUUAUUACAGCAUUCUCGGCGUCGCUCCUGGUUCUUCUCUGGAGGAGAUAAGGCGUGCUUUUCGCAAGCUCGCUAUGCGAUGGCAUCCUGAUAGGUGGACGAGAAACCCUUCUCUGUUGGGCGAGGCCAAGCGCAAAUUUCAGCAAAUUCAGGAAGCUUACGAAGUAUUGUCAGACCAGAGGAAGAGAACAUUGUACGACGCGGGGUUGUAUGAUCAGCAUGAUGAAGCAGACGAGGGGUUCUGUGACUUUCUGCAAGAGAUGGUGUCUCUCAUGGGACAGGCCAGAAGAGAGGAGAAACAAUAUACCAUGGAAGAUUUGCAAACGAUGUUCAUGGAGAUGGCGCAGGGUUUUGAGUUUGGGCCUUGGCCAUCUGAAGCUAUGAUCUUUGAGGAUCGCAAGAGCACUAAGAGAGCACGGUGCGACUUGGACUUGAUGCCAGACGCACCGCAUUCGCAUGUAUCGGGGUUCGGGAUGUACAAAACGAGCGGUCGUUAUUGCCGCUGAGACUAACUCCAGUAUAUGCUACGGAUGCAUGGAGGAAAAGUUGGG
Messenger RNA from Rhodamnia argentea, 809 nucleotides. Its product is annotated as dnaJ homolog subfamily B member 3-like. The record is from RefSeq and is a predicted model, not a curated record. NCBI's taxonomy places the organism in Eukaryota, Viridiplantae, Streptophyta, Magnoliopsida, Myrtales, Myrtaceae. The transcript is spliced from 5 exons. The coding region runs from base 207 to 764 and encodes 185 amino acids.